Molecule: messenger RNA, 576 nt
Organism: Symbiodinium sp. CCMP2592
Lineage: Eukaryota; Dinophyceae; Suessiales; Symbiodiniaceae
Source: the annotation of a GenBank genome assembly
AUGGCCCUGGAGGCAUGGAUGCCUAGCCCAGCAGAAGCCUUGGGCUCCCGAGACCGCCGCGUCGCGUAUCCGCCGAUCAACAAGAACGACCCUCGUCGAUGCGAGUGGAAGACUUCACAGAUUGCUCAGGCGAGCGCGCAGCGCGACAAGCUCUACGACCUGAGAGAGUGCAACCUCGCAGGCACCAGUGCAGCCGACAACGAUGUAUCAGGAGCUUUGAUGAACAAGGGAGACUUCUCCAACGUGAAUUUUGAGAAUGCGCAGUUGACCAAGGUUGUCGCAGCACAAGCCAACUUCGAGGGCGCCAAUUUCAAAAAUUCUGUGGCGGACCGCAUGGACCUCACGAAAGCCAAUUUGAAGAAUGCAAUUUUCAAGAAUGCAAUGCUGACCACGUCCAGCUUUGAGGAAGCAAAUGUGGAGGGUGCUGAUUUCACAGACGCCUUCUUGGACAGUCAAAGCGUUCGGGUGCUGUGCACCAACCCGACAAUGAAAGGAACGAACCCAGUGACCGGGGCCGACACUUAUCUAAGUGCAGGUUGUGACAUCCAGGAUGCGGGAGCAAUCCCGCUUCGCUGA